AUGGCAAAUCCCUUGGAUACAGAUGCCGGCUCUGAGAUGUUCAGCAGCUAUGAGAAUGAGUUCAAGCUCCUCCAGGCAGACCUCAACCAGAAAUUAGACCAAAUCUCGGAGUCGGGCGGAGAGCAGAGGAAGUCUGCGAUUAGACAGGCAGAACGUGCUUUGGAAGAGGCAACUGAACUGCUCGAUCAAAUGCGCAUGGAGAAACAAAACAUACCCUCUGCGACGCGCUCAAAAGUCAAUAUCCGCUUUCGUAACUACGCAACCGAUGUCGACGAACUCAAGCGCAAACUCAAGUCCCUCUCCGACGAUCGCAAGGCUCUCUUUGGUGAUCGCUACACGGACGAACCGCAAGAUGCGCAUCUAGAGCAGCGCCAGCAGCUCCUCUCGGGUACGGAACGAUUAGAAAGGAGCUCAGCGCGACUGCAGGAGAGCCAGCGAAUCGCUUUGGAAACUGAGGAUGUCGGACGGGGUACGUUGGCAGAGUUAAACCAGCAACGAGAGACGAUCCUGCAUGCGCGUGCGGGACUACAACGAGGAGAGGGUUACGUGGAUACGAGUAUUAAGACGUUGCGAGGGAUGGCCCGUAGGAUGGCUACGAAUCGGAUAAUCACCAUUGCGAUCAUUACUGUUCUAAUUCUGUUGAUCAUCGCGGUUAUUUACAGCAAGUUUCACUGA
Messenger RNA from Monascus purpureus, 675 nucleotides. The record is from the annotation of a GenBank genome assembly. NCBI's taxonomy places the organism in Eukaryota, Fungi, Ascomycota, Eurotiomycetes, Eurotiales, Aspergillaceae.